UGUAUACUGCUUUCAUAUGUAGAUUGCCUUCACACAAGGCCUGUUGUAUGUACAUUUAUAGCCCACGUACGACCCGAAGUCUCAACUAGGUCAAUCGUAGCUUAAGCGGCCAUGGAAGACGGAAACCACACCUUCGUCGAUGCAUACGGAUUCGUAAGGCCGUUGGAAGAGAAGGAUGUAAUUGAUGCUCUCCAGAAGAAAGUAGCCGAACGCGAUGCCGCGCGUGCCAUCAAAUGGAAGAAAGAGAAGCUCUUCGCAGAUGUGACCAAGCAUGCGUCUAUUGACAAGUUGAAGCCGCACUGCAGGUUGGGUAUACCCUCAACCCUAAGAGGGGAUGUCUGGCUGGUAGUGUCGGGAGCGUCCGUUGCCAUGGCAACGAACGAGGACAAGUACGCGCAACUGAUAGACAGGAUGUCUAUGAUAAACUUCUCCAUGAGCAAGCCCAUAGAAACCGAUGUGAGGCGGACAUUCCCCAAUCACGUGGAUUUUGCAGGCGAUGGUAGCGACAUGGACAAGGUGUGA
Molecule: messenger RNA, 522 nt
Organism: Sphaeroforma arctica JP610
Lineage: Eukaryota; Ichthyosporea; Ichthyophonida
Exons: 5
Coding region: 112-522 (136 amino acids)
Source: RefSeq, a predicted model, not a curated record